AUGGAGCUCAACGUGGAUGCCCAGGUGCACGCCACCACUGACGCCCUGGCGCUCAUAUGGGACAUAGAUCCUCACAGCACACAGGAAAUUGCCCAUGCACUUGCUAUCUACCUUGCCUCGAAGCCUGCCGCGCUUCAACAGCAGAUGAAUGCACUCUUCGGCGAGCCGUCCCACUCUGCGGCUGAUGCCCUGGCGGACCUGCAUGAGAAGCUCAAUGAUCCCCUCAUCGGCGCCACAAUCGUGGCUCAGGUUGGCCUCUCCUGGGAGCAGUAUCGUCACCUCAUCUCAAUCGUCGGCCGUGACCGAAGCAACCCUCGUCAGCCCAUCCGGCUAGUCUCUGGGCUCUCUGCUGGCCGCCUCCUACCCUCGCUCGGCGCGGUGCAGGCCUUCUGGCAUUCGGAGACAGCCUCGGUCCCUGGGCUUCGGAGCUUCAAGCAUGGUGGGCGCGCUGCCACCGUGUGGCCGGUCGAGUCAAUCCUCAACUACAUCUUUGCAAGCCCCUUCCUCCUCUCGUUCUUCGAGUACCAUGGGCGACUCGAUGUCAUCCGCCGAAUGGACGAAUUCCCACAAGGCGGGCGCAGCGUCUUCGCCGAGAGCUACACGCUGCGCAACUUCGGUCGCCUGUGCAAGGUGCUGCCCUUCCAAUUCCUUAGCAUCAUCUCCCACUGCACCACCCACUCCGGCGGCCUCGAGACACUCCUCCGCGUCAACAACGACUUCCUCAGUUGCGCGCUCCAGCAGGGCUACGUGACGAUACGGCCGCCUGGCCAGCCCUCCUUCCGGCUCCCGUUGGCGCUGCGCGUGUGUGCCGAUGACCCCAUGCUGCGCUUCUUCCUCCGCCUGCAGCAGAGCAGCUCCAUCUACUGCUGCGUCUACUGCCUCUGGCUCCGUGGUGGGCCGCCCACGCAGGACUCUACGUGCCUUCGAGUCGCGUCAAUCCGUUCGGCCUGCGUGGCGAUCCCCUCCUGUGGCGGCUACCUGGAUGCCAGCAACACGGCACCCAUGGUCGUCUCUCUACGCCCCUACGACGUGGUCUUCUGCGUGCUGCACGCCCUCUGCCGUGUUGGCGAGCUCGUGGCCGACCUCAUCUACGACUACGUUGCAUCUCAAGUGAACCCCGCUCCGCUCUUCACACAACUCAACUCGAUCUUGGAACUGGGCCGGGUGCACCUCACCAUGGACGUCGCCAGCAAGCCAGCGCAGGGGUGGCAUCUCAAGGGAAGCCACGCAGCCCUACUCCUCAAGAUCUUUGCACUCCUUGGCCCCGCUCUGGGGCUGGAGGCAGCCAUCAUGGAAUGCAUCGCCGAUCUUCGUCGUGUGUUCCACGUGCUCUACCUGUUUGAGCCUCUCGCGCCUGAGCAUGCCGACGAAUGGUCCUGGUUCAAGGACCACGUCGAUGACGUCAUGGCCCGCUUCCAGCGCCUGGUGGCACGAGGUCGGGAGUCUAACUACGUGCACGAGAUCCAGAAGCACGGCAUCGCCCUGCUCGAGCGUGGUGGUUUGGCCCCGUUCGCCAAUGACACCCACGAAACGCUACAAUGCCUGCUCAAGCAGGCCGCUGGUUCAUGCGCCUGCAUGUCCUUGUGCUCAACGCUCGCCAUGGGCCAGCAGCAAUUCCUGCACUGUCGGACCAGCUACGGACUAUGUCUACGCUUCCAGACAUUCUGUCUGAAGCUUUGA
Messenger RNA from Acanthamoeba castellanii str. Neff, 1680 nucleotides. RefSeq lists its product as uncharacterized. The transcript has 4 exons. The record is from RefSeq and is a predicted model, not a curated record. NCBI's taxonomy places the organism in Eukaryota, Discosea, Longamoebia, Acanthamoebidae. Bases 1 to 1680 code for a protein of 559 amino acids.